Gadus chalcogrammus (walleye pollock) is the source of this 781-nucleotide messenger RNA. Its product is annotated as ubiquitin-conjugating enzyme E2 C-like. Lineage: Eukaryota; Metazoa; Chordata; Actinopteri; Gadiformes; Gadidae. The transcript has 7 exons. The record is from RefSeq and is a predicted model, not a curated record. Bases 100 to 618 code for a protein of 172 amino acids.
UCAGGUUUAAAACCCUGAUCGCUGAUUGGUUCUCGCCCUAGAGAGAAGUGUUUGAAUUCUGCACUGCGUCGUCGUUCAACCAGCUAUCCCUCCAGUAAAAUGUCUUCUCAGAACACGGACCCGGCCGCCGCCGCCUCUACGGCCGCCCUAAAGGGCAGCGAGGCCGGCGGUAGCGCAGCCCGAGGCUCGGUGACGAAGAGAUUACAGCAGGAGCUGAUGACUCUUAUGAUGUCGGGUGAUAAGGGAAUCUCGGCUUUCCCGGAGUCGGACAACCUCUUCAAGUGGAUCGGAACCGUCGACGGAGCUGUAGAAACGGUGUACGAGGGGCUGCGCUACAAGCUGUCCCUGGAGUUCCCCAGCGGUUACCCCUACAAGGCGCCGCGGGUCAAGUUCGUCACGCCCUGCUUCCACCCCAACGUGGACGAGCAGGGCUUCAUCUGCCUGGACAUCCUGAAGGACAAGUGGUCGGCGCUGUACGACGUCAGGUCAAUCCUGCUGUCCAUACAGUCGCUGCUAGGAGAGCCCAACAACGACAGUCCUCUGAACGUGGCCGCUGCGGAACUAUGGGACAACCAGGAGGCGUUCAAAGCCCACGUGAAUGCGGUCUUCAAAAGCUGAACCACCAUGUCUCGUCCUGUCUGAGUGUGAGAGGCCUGUGGGCUAGUGUGUGUGUGUGUGUGUGCGCGUGUGUGUCUGUGUUUGUGCGCGUGUGUAUGCGCUUGUACAAUAUUUUUAUGUUCUUUGCCCUGUGUCAAUAAAGAUGCGUUUGAUCUACCGCACC